Dovyalis caffra is the source of this 1626-nucleotide messenger RNA. NCBI's taxonomy places the organism in Eukaryota, Viridiplantae, Streptophyta, Magnoliopsida, Malpighiales, Salicaceae. The record is from the annotation of a GenBank genome assembly.
AUGAAGUACAAUCUCCAGAAUCAGUCACAAAGAAUGGCUUUUGCUGGGCUUUUCGUCAUUCUUCUACCCAUUUUAUGUCCUCAUCUCUUCAUUCCAUUGAGCCGAUCCUAUCCUUCUCUCUUCUCCGAGUGGAAUGCUCCAAAACCUAGGCAUUUGCCUCUACUCAAAGCUGCUUUAGAUCGACAUAUUCCUGUUAGACAACGGAAUGAGCUGUGGUCUCCUUUGCCUUACCAAGGGUGGAAGCCUUGCGUUGAACCCACACCGAUUCACUCAUUGCCAACAAAGUCCCUAGGCUAUAUCCAAGUGUUUCUUGAUGGAGGAUUAAACCAACAAAGAAUGGGAAUAUGUGAUGCGGUUGCUGUUGCUAAAAUACUGAAUGCAACACUUGUGAUCCCACACCUUGAAGUAAAUCCCGUUUGGCAAGAUGCAAGUUCAUUUGCGGAUAUAUUUGAUUUGGAACACUUUAUUGAUACCCUAAGUCAUGACGUUGCAAUAGUUAAAGAGCCACCCAGCGAGUACUCUUGGAGCACGAGAGAGUAUUACGCUACAGGCAUACGAGCUACUAGAAUCAAAACAGCACCUGUCCAUGCUUCAGCUGACUGGUAUCUGGAAAAUGUAUUGCCUGUGUUGCGGAGUUACGGAAUUGCUGCCAUUGCCCCAUUUUCUCACCGCCUGGCUUUUGACAAAUUGCCCACAAAAAUCCAGCGCCUACGUUGUAAAGUCAAUUUUCAAGCACUAGCUUUCGUUCCUCAUAUCAGAGUGCUGGGAGAUACACUCAUUAAUCGUCUCCGCCAUCCUUUUGGGAAGCUUCAAACCUCUGGAACUGAGUUCCUAAAAGAGAGGACAGAUGAUACUGAAUUCGGGGGAUCUGGAAAGUUUGUCGUGUUACAUCUUCGCUUUGAUAAAGACAUGGCUGCUCAUUCAUCAUGUGAUUUUGGUGGGGGUAAAGCUGAAAGACUUGCUCUAGCAAAAUACCGCCAAGUGCUUUGGCAGGGAAGAGUUUUGAACUCUCAGUUCACAAAUGAGGAGUUGAGAAAUCAAGGGCGUUGUCCAUUGACUCCCGAAGAGAUUGGAUUGCUACUAGCAGCUUUGGGCUUCAGCAAUAGCACCCGUCUCUACCUUGCAUCACACAAGGUUUAUGGUGGAGAAACAAGGAUCUCUACUUUAAAAAGAUUAUUCCCCUUUAUGGAUGAUAAAAAGAGCCUUGCCUCUGCAGAGGAACUGGCAAAGGUUGACAGCAAGGCUUCCCUGUUGGCUGCAGUUGACUAUUAUGUGAGUUUGCAGAGUGACAUCUUUAUCUCUGCUUCUCCUGGAAACAUGCACAAUGCUUUGGUUGGACAUAGAGCUUACCUAAACUUGAAGACCAUAAGACCAAACAUGGUGAUGUUGGGCCGGCUUUUCCUGAACAAUAGCAUAGAGUGGCCAGAAUUUCAGCGUGCAGUUCUCAAUGGGCAUAAAAGUAGACAAGGGCAGAUCAGGCUGAGAAAGGAGAAGCAAUCGAUAUAUACAUACCCUAUCCCUGAUUAUAAUAUUCGCUUCCCUUCAGAAACUGUGAUUGCUCGGGAUGAUUGGCUGCAAGAUAUUCCUAAAAUAUCCAUACAUUGUGAAGAUAUCUCAGAAAAGUAA